Sclerotinia borealis F-4128 is the source of this 843-nucleotide messenger RNA. The record is from the annotation of a GenBank genome assembly. NCBI's taxonomy places the organism in Eukaryota, Fungi, Ascomycota, Leotiomycetes, Helotiales, Sclerotiniaceae.
AUGUCUGUCGUCUCACUUCUCGGUGUCAAUGUUCUCAACAAUCCAGCCAAAUUUGGUGAUUCCUAUGAGUUUGAGAUCACCUUUGAGUGUCUUGAGGCAUUGCAAAAGGAUCUUGAAUGGAAAUUGACCUAUGUUGGUUCUGCCACGUCUGAUGAACAUGAUCAAGAACUCGAUUCGCUCCUCGUUGGUCCUAUUCCAGUCGGCGUAAACAAAUUCCUCUUCCAGGCAGAUGCCCCCGAUACCAAGCGAAUCCCAGAUGCAGAAAUCCUCGGCGUCACUGUCAUUCUUCUCACUUGCGCCUACGAUGGUAGAGAGUUUGUUAGAGUUGGUUACUAUGUGAACAACGAAUAUGAUUCUGAGGAAUUAAACGCCGACCCCCCCGCCAAGCCACUUCUUGACCGAGUCAAGAGAAAUGUUCUUGCUGAGAAGCCCCGUGUCACUAGAUUUUCUAUCAAGUGGGACUCGGAUGAAUCUGCCCCUGCUGAAUUUCCUCCCGAACAACCUGAGGCCGAUUUGGUUGCCGAUGGAGAAGAAUAUGGUGUCGAUGAAGCUGGAGAGGAUGAUGACGAGGAGGUCGAGGGAGAGGAAGGCGGUGCCGUUGAUCCAGACGCAAUGGAACAAGAUUCAGAGAUGGCUGGUGCAGAAGUCGAGGGCGCUGCCGCUGAGGAAACCGGUGAUGAAAGUGAAGAUCUCGAGGCUGAGAGCAGUGGCGAAUCUGAUGAAGAAGUCGAUGAAGAAGAGGGUGCCGGAGAUGAUGACAUGGAAAUGGAUGGAGUUGAAAAGUCUGGUGCUGAGAAGGCUGGCGGCGUUACACAUCAAGUCGAUGCGGUUAUGGCCCACUGA